GGAUUUAAAAUUAAAAAAGUACAGCAAACUUCAGGUUUCUUGCUACGGUAAAAAAAUCAAGAAGAAGAUUUUCCACCUCCUGCUCGCUCAGUCGAGUUCAGUCGUUUCAGUUCGCUCUUUGCGUGUUGUUUUGUUGUGUGAAAAUUCUGUGUGUCCAGUGUAAUCCAUCCAGAGUUUCUGGUGGAGUGUGUUAUACCCCACAAGUCCAGUCCAACUAUGGACGAGUAGAAACGUUUGUGCACAAUGAGUAUUUACACAGGUGAUUCGAUAAAAUUGCAAGAUUACUCCAUGGUGGAGCACAAUUCGUCCCCUGGGCAUGUACAGUUGAGUGAAAAGUGUGGGGAGAAGGUCUUCCUGGCGGAGACCUUUUACAUCAGCUCCAAGAAAAAUACAGUGUUUCAGGUGCGUCUCACGGAAAAGGGAUUGUGCCUGCGAAAGGAGUCCAGCAAUGGUGUGAAGGAACAAACAAUCCUUCUGGCGGAUAUAAUUGGGUGUCGGUGCUUGCGGAGCAAGAGAAGAGGUCAUGGGGGGUCUGCAUGUGCAUGCUCAGCCCUUCCUGGGCCAGCACAGCUGAAAGUGGUGGAAGCAAAUUCGGGGGAACAGGAUGAAUCGGAUGCCAGUGCAUAUCUCUAUAUUUACGCGUACAUCCUCAAGAGGAGUCGUCGUGGUGGUCGUCGGGAACGUACCACAAUUACUCUCAGAUUCCGUUCUUUUGAUAAAUAUGAGGAUAACAAUCGUGAAGCCCAAAAGUGGCGUACAGCAAUCAAAGCUCUCAUCAAUGAUGAGAUUCCCAAGACUCCCACGUACACUCCCUCAGACACUAGAAAGAUGCUCGUGCUGCUUAAUCCCAAAUCCGGCUCCGGUAAAGCUCGUGAGUCCUUCCAACAGCGUGUAGCGCCAAUUUUUGUGGAGGCGGAACUCCCCUUUGAACUCCAUGUAACUAAGAGGGCUAACUACGCGAGGGAGUUUGUGCGUACGAGGGAUAUAUAUGCCUUCAGAGGCAUUGUGGUGGUGGGAGGCGAUGGGAUCUUCUACGAGGUGAUCAAUGGGAUGCUGGAGCGAGCGGACUGGGAGCGGGCUUUGGAGGAAGUCAGCGUGGGAAUUAUCCCAUGUGGAUCUGGAAAUGGACUUGCAAGGUCUAUUGCCCACAUUUACGGUGAACCAUAUGAGCCUAAGCCCGUUCUGGGAGCCACACUUAAUGUGAUUCGCUGUCGAUCCACUACCAUGGAUUUGGUUCGAGUGGAGACAAAAAGUCAGAUUAUGUAUUCGUUCUUAUCAAUUGGUUGGGGACUGAUAUCGGACAUCGACAUUGAGAGUGAGAGACUCAGAGCAAUCGGAGGUCAGCGAUUUACCCUCUGGUCAGUUCAUCGAUUAAUAAGUUUAAGGACGUAUCAGGGACGUGUCUCAUACUUGCCGGCCAGUCAAAUUGUCACCAAUGGUGGAACUGGAGAGAAGCAAUUUGAGGGGAGCUUUGGCAGAUCUUCAGGUACAAUGAUGAGGCACAGUCUGAGCUACAAUACAGCCCUCGAUUGUCCAGAUUGCCAUGGUGAUGGUGAUUGUGAGACUUGUGAUACGGGAUUUGGGGAUGUACUGUCACUGGAGACAUCCACUGGAGUUGAUUCAUUCCGUCCACGUUUGGAUAGUUGGUACUCUGCCACAUCCCGCAAGAGUGCAUACUAUUCAACAGCUGAGAGUAUCUACCGGAGUGUUCAUGAGAAGAAUUCACAGGAUGGCAGUCAGGCUGAUGACGAGACACAGUCUCAUCAGAUGUUUGGACCAGCAUCCAAGAUACCUGCCCUCACGACUCCCGUGCCAGACACGUGGACAACCAUCGAGGGGGAUUUUGUGAUGGUACAUGCUGCCUAUCAGAAUCAUUUGGGUUCUGAUUGCUUCUUUGCUACGGCCUCUAAACUCAAUGAUGGAAUCAUUUGGCUAUGUAUCAUUCGUGGGGGAGUGUCGAGAUCGCAACUGUUGACUUUUUUGCUGGGUUUGAGCUCGGGAACACAUAUUCCUAGUACACAGAAUGACUACAUCCAAAUGAUUCCAGUGCAGGCUUUUCGACUGGAGCCAACUAGUGGAGGACCGCCGGGAUGUGUGACUGUUGAUGGGGAAAGGGUGGAAUAUGGACCGAUUCAGGGAGAGAUUUUCCGAAAUAUGGCCAAUGUGAUGGUUCCUGCGCAAUCGUAAAAACUUCCACCGCCGAGUUUAGUGAAUUUUUUUGCGUCAAUUUUCAAAGAAUAUUAAAAUUUUUAAAUAUGGUUAGUGUCUGAUGGUAACCAUUUCAUCGGCGUAUCUAGAUGAUUUGCAAUGCAAUUCAAGCAAUUUUUCAAGAAAAAAAAUAUCAUUAACAAGAAAAAAAAACAAUAAAAAAUGGGAAGCUCUCUACUUAAUGCAAAUUUACUCACAGGAAACUUUAAUUUCAGCAUUUUUAUUAAUUUUUUUUCUCUGUGUCCUAUGAAACAUUCCACAAUCUCAUUAUCAGCCAAUUUGGCACUUUUUUGGGAUGAGAGAGAUCAGAAUAACAAAAAAUAUCAUUAGUCGUUUAUUAUCUUUUUUUAUAACACAAUCUUAUACUAAAUGAAACUAACACUAGGAAAAUGAGAAAAAAAUACAAAGCUAAACUAAAGCAAAGCUCACACAUGGGGCUGUGAAUAAGAAGAAAAGAAAUGGGAAAAAAAAGAAUUAAAGAUGAAAAAAUAAACAUGGAAAAUAAGCAAAUAUUUGUUAUGUAAAAUACACGUAAAAACUUAUACUUCAAUAUUUAAGAGUAAGGGGUUGUUUAAUGUGAGCUAUAAUUUACUAUUUUUGGUUUUUAUUUCGUGCUAGUAUCAUUAAGGAUGGAAGUAUUCAUUACACUAAUACAAUUCACGUCUCUCGGAAUGUCUUACGAAGUUAAUCAUUGUAGCUAAGAAGCUAGAAGCAGUAAUAAAAACAAGUGCACAAAAUAUGUAAAUACACACUGGAAGAUUGGAUAUCACGUUAGGUAUCGCUCGUGUUUCAUAAAUACGAUAAAAAAAAUAUUUAGAACGUGCAAUCGUCAUUUAACAUGAAGGAGAUAUCGUUAAAGUAAUUGAAAUGUUUUUUUUGCAACUCAUGUUACCAUUAACCAGUUAAAGAUUUAAUAGAAAAGUAUAAGAAAUUAAAAAUAAACGAAUAAAAUAAAUAAAGAGAAAUAAAACAUUUAAUAUAUCGAGAAUACUGUUAAAUAUUAAUACUAGGGGACAGCGGGGCAGUUUGAGAUAGGGGCGAUUUAAAUUGCAAAGGUGGUGAGAAUUGAUGUUGAAUACAAAGGAAGUUAUGAGCGAAAAUGGAGUACAGAUUGAGUAUCUUGGAAAUUAAAAAUGAUAGAGGCCAGAAACUUUAUAUACAAUUUCUUAGUUACAUCUAAAAACUUUAGUUUUAAGGAAUUUUGCUUAAAAUUAAAGUCUUUGGAAAGUUUUAAAAGGAUAUUGUUCAGUGAAUUUCUUAAAUUUGAAUUAGUAAACAAAGGCACUUGUCAAGUAAGAUAGAAUUAGUAUUCAUAGAUUCAAUGUUCAUUAUUGCAACUACAACAAUGGACAUAGAAAAGGGGAAAAAGCUCAAAAGAAGCUCAUUAGGCUCAGAAGUAGAUGCAUGAGAAGAGUGAAGAGUUUAAAUUUGUGAAAAAGAGAUAAAAAAUACAAAAGAAUAAUCCAGAAGAAAGAGAGGAAAGGGAAUGAAUUAGGUGUACGAAAAGUUCAAGGUCUUUAAGGAGACUGAAACCCUCAACCCUUUAUUAUACGACUAUUAUAACCAAGGUAAUUUAUAAUAAAACUACACCUGAAAAUCAUACCCCAAUUGCCCCCAAACCCCCUGGAAGUCUCGAAUAAAUUAAAAACCCAAAA
Molecule: messenger RNA, 3863 nt
Organism: Phlebotomus papatasi
Lineage: Eukaryota; Metazoa; Arthropoda; Insecta; Diptera; Psychodidae
Gene: Sk2
Product: sphingosine kinase 2
Exons: 4
Coding region: 244-2187 (647 amino acids)
Biological process (GO): sphingosine biosynthetic process
Cellular component (GO): cytoplasm; membrane; intracellular membrane-bounded organelle
Source: RefSeq, a predicted model, not a curated record